AUGAAGCUUAGCCCCGUUAGAGGGCUCGGGCUUGAACUCCCUCAUGCAAGUGCGGGGAAGCUCUACUUUGGAACCGCAAAUGAUGUGGGAUAUUUCAAUGAUAUCAGGUACAUUACCUUCCUGGAUGACUCCACCGAAGUUGGUCAAAUUACCCCUGAGAACAGCCAAAAGUUCGAUGCCACCGAGCCACAGCGUGGCGUUUUUAACUUCGCUAAUGCUGACCGGGUCGUUAAUCAUGCAUUGACCCAGGGUCAAAAGGUCCGCUGCCACAAUUUGGUGUGGCAUAACGGUCUCCCUGGAUGGCUAACUUCGGGCAGCUGGGACCGCCCAACCCUGUUGGUCAUCAUGGAGAACCAUAUCAAGAACGUUGUUCGGUAUUUUAGGGGACGCUGUUAUACCUGGGAUGUAGUUAACGAAGCAUUCAAUGAUGAUGAAAGCUACCGUGAGACGACUUGGUAUAACAUUAUUGGAGCGGAAUACAUUCCUAUUGCCUACCAGCUGACCGCAAAAUACGAUCCCGCAGCCAGACUUUAUUACAACGACUACGGGAUUGAAUCUGUGAAUAAAAAGUCAAUUGCUGCAGCCAAUCUCAUCAAGGAGCUACUAGGCCAAGGAGUAAGGGUCGAUGGUGUCGGAUUGCAAGCACACUUCCCCGCAAUCCAAUUGCCGGAUUACGAGAGCCAGAUGGCGAGUCUCCAACAGUUCACCAACCUCGGUGUAGAGGUAGCGUAUAGUGAGCUUGAUGUUUACUUUGAUACCUUGCGUGCCUGUCUCGAUACACCAAGAUGCGUUGGUAUCACUGUCUGGAAGAGUUUCCGAUGCGCACUACUGGGUUUGGCGGCGAUUCCCGGGUUCAGAGAUCCCUGUUUGUGGGAUAUCACUUACACCAAGAAGGGUGUCUACCAUGGGAUCGAGAAGAUGCUCGAGUAA
This is a messenger RNA of Aspergillus caelatus, 930 nucleotides long. RefSeq names its product glycoside hydrolase. The record is from RefSeq and is a predicted model, not a curated record. The transcript is spliced from 4 exons. Gene Ontology annotation, biological process: carbohydrate metabolic process. Bases 1 to 930 code for a protein of 309 amino acids. Gene Ontology annotation, molecular function: hydrolase activity, hydrolyzing O-glycosyl compounds. Lineage: Eukaryota; Fungi; Ascomycota; Eurotiomycetes; Eurotiales; Aspergillaceae.